This is a messenger RNA of Chlorella variabilis, 1089 nucleotides long. RefSeq lists its product as hypothetical. The record is from RefSeq and is a predicted model, not a curated record. Gene Ontology annotation, biological process: snRNA import into nucleus. The annotation marks the transcript as partial. Gene Ontology annotation, cellular component: nucleus; cytoplasm. Lineage: Eukaryota; Viridiplantae; Chlorophyta; Trebouxiophyceae; Chlorellales; Chlorellaceae. The transcript is spliced from 7 exons.
UAUGCGCUACCACGGCCCGAGGGGCAGCGCUGCCUGGUGAUCGCGGCGCGGGGCGCCACUUCCGCCCGCCUCCGCAACGGCGCGCUGCUGGAGCGCUUUGCCUCGCUGCUGCCAGGGGGCGGCCCCGGGCAGCGCAGCGGCGAGGACAGCUUCAGCAUCCUUGAUUGCGUGUACCACGCGCCAAACCAGACCUAUUAUGUGUUAGACCUGAUGUGCUGGAAGGGGUACAGCCUGUACUGCUGCUCGGCAGAGUUCCGCCUGUUCUGGGUGCAGAGCAAGCUUGAGGAGAGCGGCGCCACGGCAGCGCACCCCCAGCAGCAGCAGCAGACGCGGCGCUUCCUGCCGCUGCCGGCCUACCGGUGCACGCCCGGCGGGCUGCAGAUGGCGCACAGCCAGCCCGUGAGCUUCUGCCGGGACGGGCUGCUGCUGCUGCACAAGGAGGCGCAGUACAGCCCGGGCGGUACGCCGCUGGCACUGCUGUGGAAGGACGCCGUCAGCAGCCGAUACUUCAUUGACACCGAUGCGGCAGGCGUGCCGCUGGCGCAGCAGCAGGUGGUGCUGGAGUUCCGCAUGGACCGCACGGUGGCCACCCACGACGACACACCCGUGGUGCUGGGCCGCAUGCCGGAGAGCUUCGUGCAGCAGCUGGGCGACCGCCUGCGGCCCGGCAAGCUGAUGAAGUUUGGGAUCGGGCCCGGCGGCAUCGCGUUCCAGGAUGGGCAGCCGGUGGGGGCAGACCUGCACUUCACCGGCCCCGCCAACCAGCGCCGCGGCCGCGCUGACAGCAUCAGCAAGAUCCUGUUCCAGCACCUGGCCCGCACCCAGCCCAUCACCCUGCAGCAGCUGCAAGCGGCGGCCGCGGCCAGCGAAGCAGCGGCAGCAGCAGCUGCAGCAGCAGCAGCGGCAGCGGCGGCAGCGGCAGGAGGAGGAGCAGGCGGCGGCGGCGGGGUGGGCGACAAGAUGGGCAGCGGCGACAGCAGCAGCCUGCUGGGGGGCGGAGGGCGCAGCAUGAGCUUGCCGUCGGAGGCGGCGGGCGGCAGCGUGGCGAUGGAGGCCGGGGAGACGGAUGGGAUUGAGGUAGACAGCUGA